AUGCUGCCAUGGCUUGCCGUUCUGCUGCCUUUGUGCCUACUUGGCAAAAAGCAGCUGCCUGUCACCCUGACAGCUGGGAAUCCUGAUGGCAGGAAGGGCGAGAAGGCAUUCCUGGAGACCAUCAACGGUACCAAGUCCGUCGUGGUGAGCUUCACGUCGCUGCGCACAUCUUGCAAGCCCUGUGCGGAGCUCCAGCCCGAAUUCGCGAAGGCAGCAAAGAAGCUGAAGAAGAAGGGCUUUCUGUGUGGAGUCGUGGACACAGACCUCGCCGUGAACGUGAACCUCAAGGAUGUCCACAACGUGACCAGUAUUCCGAGCAUGCACCUUUUCCGCAAGGGCCUAGGCCUCUCCAAGCUCGAAGGCUUCCAGUCUUCUUCCAGCAUUGAGCAGUGGGUGGCUUGGAGCAAGAGGCAUGACAAGAGGCGGUUGCUCUGA
Messenger RNA from Symbiodinium sp. CCMP2592, 435 nucleotides. The record is from the annotation of a GenBank genome assembly. Lineage: Eukaryota; Dinophyceae; Suessiales; Symbiodiniaceae.